This is a messenger RNA of Mesorhabditis belari, 687 nucleotides long. The record is from the annotation of a GenBank genome assembly. Lineage: Eukaryota; Metazoa; Nematoda; Chromadorea; Rhabditida; Rhabditidae.
AUGGCCUCAUGGAUUGGCCUUCUCCUUCUCCUCGGCACAUCAAUCGCCCAAUUUCGACCACCAACCUAUCAAUCUUGUGAUGGACAAAGGCUAAACCAAGUGCAAGCCGCAUUCAACGAUGCUCUUGGAAUCACUCCUAACUUGGGCGUGAAAACGUAUGAACAAUUGAGAAUGGCUGUGGAAGGUGUUUGGGCAAGAACAGGGAUCCCUGGUCUCUCAUCGGUUUGCAAUGCUUUCAAAGGCAUUAAAGUUGGCUUCAAUAAAAUGGAAGAUUAUGAGGCUUGUUUCUUCGGUCCAGUUGGUUUAGUGGCCACGCAAAACGGCACAGCUACUGGAAUCACAAUGGCUCAAGCAAUCGGCUAUCAAAAACUGAUGAAUCAGUUCGAUUUCGCUUGUGGAGCAGGAUUUUCAGUUUUUGCUAAUGUUGACGUCUGUGCGGCGGGGAUUUUCGGCUCAAACGCUACAAAAACUCAAUUGAAUCAAUGUCAAAGCGAUUUCGCUUCAAAUGUCGCCAAUGAUCCGACAAAUGUGUGCACAUACGCAGCAACAGCUGCUUUAUGCUAUCAAACAACGUUCAUGAGUUGUGGUCGAUCUGCUGGUUGGUGGGGUUGUGAGUACGAGAGAAUGGGAACGGCCACCUAUUACCCGCAUUGUACGCAGAAUUUUUGCACACUCAACCCAGUGCAA